GCUUUCUGCGAGCGUCUAGAUGGCGUUACAAUCGUCGACGAUCAGCUGAUGAUGACAGUUGAUCGACUCCACAAUCGUACGUGUUUUCACUUUAUUUGACGUUACUUAACAAACAUUGUUAAUUUAUUUAUAAAUGUGACAUGUAAUUUUGUCAUGUCGAAAACACUUGUUUCCGUAAGAUCUGAAGUCAAACGAUGUUGCGCACGUGCCGAACUUGAACGGAUGGACUAGAAAGAGUUUUAUUCCGAGUUUAUCGUGCCUUCAGCCCGCCUAGACUUUUUCGUACACUUUUUACUGUAUUCUAGUGCUAUUCUAAAUUUUAAAAUGAUGGCCGCAAAGAUAUAUCAACCUGAUCAGGAGCUGGAAACAAAAGUUAAAAAAGCGACGGAACGCAUAUCGGAAAAUAUGCAUAUCGUUGCGAACGAGCCGUCGCUCGCCUUUUAUAGACUACAGGAACACGUGAGAAAAGCGUUGCCACCGAUGGUUGAGAAACGCGUAGAGGUGCUGGCGUUGCAGCAACAAUUAUUGGGCAGAUGCUACGACGUGGAAUACGCGGUCAGCGCUAUCAAAACGAUGCAGGGAGCUGAAAAGAGUUUUGAGAAUACAUUAGAGUUCAUCAAGAAUGCCAUAUUCUUCAAGCAGCAGCUCAAGUACGAGGAGCAAAGACGGCUCAAGAAGGACGGCAAUAGAGAUUCUGUUUACAAAAGAUUGUCGGCUCAUAUACCAACCUUGGAUCAUCUGCCGGAUGAAAUAUCGGACGUUGUGCGGGAGACGGCAAAUCGUGUGGAAUCAAUGAUGAAUCACGCCAGACAUUCCGGUGAAGUGCAAAGAUCGGCUACUAUUCACAAUUAAAACUUAUGCGUGUUUGUUU
This is a messenger RNA of Pseudomyrmex gracilis, 871 nucleotides long. Its product is annotated as BLOC-1-related complex subunit 8 homolog. The record is from RefSeq and is a predicted model, not a curated record. Gene Ontology annotation, cellular component: BORC complex. NCBI's taxonomy places the organism in Eukaryota, Metazoa, Arthropoda, Insecta, Hymenoptera, Formicidae. The coding region runs from base 325 to 852 and encodes 175 amino acids. The transcript has 2 exons.